AGUUUGUGCGCAGGCUUAUAUGAAUGGACAGUCCUUCGACGCCGAACAAUCGGCACUGGAGUAGAAGUAGUUUCGGAAGUGAUACAGACGCGAUGACCGUGUGCACAACAGUGAGCGUGCGGAACAGUCUGGGCAGUGGCAACGGGAUCCUCGAGGAAGAAGAGUUGUCCGAGGUUGAUCAAGAUGUGGAGGAUGAAGUUUUCGUGCGGGAACCGAAUCGUCGCGGUUUCUCCUUGCUUUCCUCUGUGGGAGACUUCAAGAACAGGGAUCCGGCUUUGGUGAAGCCGUUGAUGGCUCCACGGAAGAAGCUUCAUGUGGAUAACAAUUCGGUGGUAUUGAGGAGAGGGAUGCUGUGCAGAACCUUGUGCCCCUUCAUUUCCUACUUGAUUUUGGCUUUCCUUCUGUUUUUAGGCUUGAUUGGACUAGUUGUCUUCAUAGUGAAUUAUGUGAUGGUUGCGAUUCCGCUUCCUCGUAUCAUGACGUCGUCGUGGAAGUCGCAGGCCCCCUCCUGUGAGCAAGUGUCAAGUGCUGAAGACUGGGUACAAAAGAUGGAAGGAGUGCAGGUUACGGCCUUUGCCAAUUUCAAGAUAACGGACGACCUCGUGUCCGAUGUGGUUUUGGCGUUCUCAACUGGUUUGGCAGGCUUGUCUGGUGCACAAUUGGCCUGUGAUGCCUUCUUCAGCCGCUACAUUGAGCAGGAUACCGUCAAGGAAUACGGGAGAUCAUGUGUUGGAGGUCUGCGUGCUAUUGACGGUGCAUCCGGGAAAGUUGUAUGGAACACUUGGGUGGACCAGGUCAUUGAUGGUAUCGAUUGCUCUGAAGAUUUGGAUCAUGACGGCACCCUGGACUGCUUGAUUUGGGGACUAAGAGGUGCAGAUUUGGUCAGUGGGAAAACGGGUCGAAAGCUGUGGACAUUUGCACCGCAGUUAUUCCCGUUGGAAGAAACAACCAGCACUGAACCCGGGAAUAAUUCCGCUUCCUUUCACGGAUUCAUGACUGGCGACAUCAAUGGAGACCAGAUUGCGGAUGUCAUCGUGACUCUGCUGUUUGAUUGCACAUUCCUUCAAAGUACGGAUAUUUCAUUCAUAUGGGCGUUGAACGGAAAAAGUGGAGAAUUGUUGCUACCAACUGAUGGUCCAAAGAAUGAAAUCAGAGGCAUUGAAUUGGAGCCAAUAUGCCAGAAACCUGGAGUCAUUAUGUCUUCAGAUGGCUCCAACCAACUCCUAAUCAUCACGCAAAAUGGAGUCAAAUUGUGUCCCUUGGCGUCUGCAUAUUUCAUGCAGGACUGUGCUGUUGGAUCUGAUUUAAAGAAAGCAAGAGGAGCCUCGGUUGCUGAUUUUCCUGCAAAGGUCGCCUUGUCGCCCCGUUUCGUCGACCUGACGAAUGACGGGAUGGAUGAUGUCAUUUUGUGCCUGCAAAACGCGACCAUUGCUCUGAAUCUGAACAGUGCUGAAGGAAAGAGCGUCAUUUGGAUCCACCGUGCGAACCCGAAUGUUGACGAUUGUGCUGAUAUUGCUGUUGGACAGUACGAUUCUGAUUCGGUGCCUGAUGUGGCUGUUCGCUACGUCAUCCAUGGCCCGAAUUCACUCGGAUUUUCACAACUGGUUAUCAUAAAUGGCAAGGAUGGCACAGAAAUGGAAUCGAGAAUAGUUGGACCUGAAUUCCGACCUCGAAAAUCUAAUCGAUGGCGUGGUUCUUCCGGAAUCUUGACAUUAUCCCUUCAGUCCGUAUUGUCGUCAAAUGAUGAGUUGGGCAGAGAUGUCGACCUUUUCAUGAUGCCCAUGUCGAACGAUGGCACAAAAGAUUCGCAGUUGAAUAAGAACGCAGAUGCGGAUAUCGGUAAUUGGUCGAGCCGGUCCCUCGCUCGAGAAUACCUCGAGAUGCACCCAGAAAUUCAGCGCAAAUACGUCGAAGGUUCGUCGCUUUUGAAGCCAAGCGAAGCUGACCCAUCUGAAGCAGACGCUGAAAGCGAUGAUUCUCCAGCAUACGAAUCGCCUGCUGACGGAUUGCUUGCGCCGAAUCCAGAUUACUUCGGGGUUCCGUCUUCCAUGUCGUAUCCAAGAAAGCAUGGUGCUCGAGACAAGUGGGGAUUCAAUAUUGCUGGCGGCGGAUCAUCGAAAACCUGGGAUCGUAAAAAGGGACCUGAUGUGCAACGUUUGGUGCUGCGGAAGCCCGUGUACGAUGACGUGAGUGCUUCUCGGGUUCCGGGUCACUCGAAGCGCAACAAAGCGCGGAGGAAUAAGGACGUGUCGCAUUACCCGGGAUACUUGGAUCGACGAAAACGAUCCCCUUCCGAUGACGUGGUUCAUAUCCCCGUUGUAAGCCUGGGCUUGAUUUCGAGUGACAACGGGGAAAAGAAUGCGGUGGACCUGAUUGCUAGCUUCACUUGGAUUCCUGUCGCGAAAUACAUGUUGACAGCGGGAAAGUGCUUGUCGCAACUUUUGAAGGAUGAAGCUGCCGGGUUCCCUGAUUUGAACAUUUGCAAGCAAGAAGGAAAUGAAACAAUUCCAGCCUCUGCGUUUUCCAUGGAUCUCCCGCUGACACUUGUGAGAAAAUUGCGGGUGGAAUGCGCGUGCAAACCUAUUUCGACGACACAAGCUGCAUUGAAUUACAUUUUGCGGACUGAAGCAGAUGCGUGUCCGAAAUUUGUCAAACGUCAGAGAUGGAGUGGUGUUUUCGGCUCCUCUAACGACGGCCAUUUUGAAGCACUGAUGGUUCCGACGACAAAUGGCUAAAGAAACGCUGAUCCUCUCAUCGUGGUUGUUUUUCCCCGUGUGUUCAUUUCCAUCACGAAGCUGUCGCUAAAACAUUUAAGACGGUAAUGUGAGAACGAAGGUCGGGAUCUCGUCUGCGUGGAAAUGUGAACUCUGCUUAAAUUCCGUGGCUUGCGUAUUAUUCAAAAUGUAUUUAGCAUCUUCGGGGAGCCUUUCGCGUGGAGUACCGGAUUCUACAUGGGUGCGUUGUGUACGGGUGCUUCGAAGUCUCUCGGAAAUUGUGUUCUGUUCACUUUUUUUGGAAUAGUGAAAUCCGUGUCACCGAGUGAAUGGUGAAGCGUUUUUUUUUUUUUUUUUUAAACUAUCAGUGGACGAUAAAUGCAUUUGAAUUGCAAUUCGUGACUAACCCGUGUGAAGUUAAGAUAGGGUCGUGUGGCUUUUGUGAAACGAAUUCACGCGCGUUGUGUUCGAUUACGAUGGAACUUUAGAAGUAAUUUGCCAGCAUUUAUGAUUCAUAUUUGAGUACAGUAAUUAUUUGAUAUAAUCACGUGCUAGAUUCAAUGCAGUUCUUAGUUCCCUUAAUCCUAGAAUCGAUGUACAGUACUGUACUGUAUUUCGCAAAUGCCAACUCCUUUCUUCAAGUUUCAUUUUCUCGAUUUUGGUACCAUUUCCAUAACAUUUUUUUGGGUAUCAUCGAAAAAACGUUAAGUAUAUAUUGAUGCUCUGUUUUUUUGUGGGACUUUCCAAGAAGUUCAUCCGUGAAGAGUUGCGCAUUCAUGAAAUGGGUGAAGCACUGUAUAUAGUGGCCGAAUAUUUUAGCAAGUGAUGAUAAAUGAGGGCUACUUUUUUUUUAAUCUAGGAGGCUGGGUAUUAUUCAAGAAACUAAAUGAUUCAAUUAUGUAGACCAGCUUGAAUAUAUGUAAAAAUCAAGACGCUCGUAACGCUAAUUGUUACCAUGGGUGAGGUUUGUUAUUGUGAUAAACACUGAAUAAAGAGGAUGGACUUUGAUGGUAAAUGCCGGCACGGUGGAAUAAUUGGUUCCAGUGCAGACAAAGUUUGAGGAAUGGUGGUGAAAAUAGUUGGUGCAGUACAGUAAUUCUCUUGGGUUGAACACAGCUCACCUGGAUUUCGAUGUUCGGUAAUCGGCAAACUGGAAGCGUUCAGUUUUUGUUUCCGCGUUGCUGCUUUAGUCUGCAGAAGUUUUUUUUUGUUGGUAAAAUGGCGAAUAGUUUAAAUUGCUGCCUGGAAAAGCCCUUGACCUGACCUAAAAGUCGCGUCGCUUAUUGUUACGCUUCCGGCCGUGUCACAAUAUUUUUUGUAUACGUCGUGGAGUUGGAUCCGUUGCAACAAUUCAGCUGAUGCUUGUCGCGUGAAAGAAUACUUUAUUGCGGAAUAAAAUCUUCCUGAAA
Molecule: messenger RNA, 4123 nt
Organism: Notodromas monacha
Lineage: Eukaryota; Metazoa; Arthropoda; Ostracoda; Podocopida; Cyprididae
Source: the annotation of a GenBank genome assembly